Molecule: messenger RNA, 460 nt
Organism: Mycena citricolor
Lineage: Eukaryota; Fungi; Basidiomycota; Agaricomycetes; Agaricales; Mycenaceae
Source: the annotation of a GenBank genome assembly
CUUUUGUUCCCUUGUCCUCGUCUCUCUCACGCAUGGCCCAGUCGGAGCUUGGAUUCUCAGGCAGCUGCCACUGGCAAUGAAUAUGGCUCCGUUUGAAGCAGACUAAGUAAUGCCCUCCCAGAGCGUUAUGCCGCAGCUGUCCAUCCGACCCUGCACACAACACAACCCCUCGCACCGGUGCAUCUCACACAAGUCAAAACCUUAUCAUAUAUCAUUACGCGCAUUGAAUGGGACCUUGUCUGCUUCUCCGAUACCGCGGUGAUCGAUCUGUGCUCCCCCGUUUCCGGCUCAGAUCUGGUUCUCACGCAAAAGCAAAGAUAGCUGGGCUUAAUGGGGCAGUCUGAACCGGACGGCCUUAUCUUACAAGGUGCUGUGUGCGCCCCACGCCCUAGGUUCGUUGGCCUCGUUGACAAGUUAUUGUUCAUCCCGGUGACGUGCGUCUCCGCCUUGGUCGCUUUCC